Oryzias latipes (Japanese medaka) is the source of this 543-nucleotide messenger RNA. RefSeq names its product luteinizing hormone subunit beta (gene lhb). Gene Ontology annotation, molecular function: hormone activity. Gene Ontology annotation, cellular component: cytoplasm; extracellular region. The record is from RefSeq and is marked provisional. Gene Ontology annotation, biological process: G protein-coupled receptor signaling pathway; ovulation. NCBI's taxonomy places the organism in Eukaryota, Metazoa, Chordata, Actinopteri, Beloniformes, Adrianichthyidae.
AGCACACAGCCUGCAGAUACAUGAGAGGAUGAUUUCCCGGGUUAGCAGAGUGAUGUUUCUCCUCAUGUUGAGUUUUAUUCUAGGAACCUCAACUUUCCUCUGGUCCCUGGCCCCUGCAGCGGCCUUCCAGCUGCCUUACUGCCAGCCAGUCAAGCAGAAGUUGUCUCUGCAGAAGGAGGGCUGCUCUGGCUGUCAUACGGUGGAAACCACUGUCUGCAGUGGCCACUGCCUUACCAAGGACCCCUUGAUGAAGAUACGAUCAAUUCAGUACCAGAAUGUGUGUACGUACCGGGACUUUUACUACAAGACAUUUGAGCUUCCUGACUGCCUGCCUGGCGUGGAUCCGUCAGUCACAUACCCUGUGGCUCUGAGUUGUCACUGUGGAGCCUGCAUCAUGAACGCGUCUGACUGCACCUUUGAGAGCCUGCCACCAGACUUCUGCGUGAAACAUGAUUCUUUUUAUUAUUAGGCUGAAGUAACAUCUACUUUAAGAUACAGUGUCAUGAGCAGCCUUAUUCAAUUAAAACUGAAAGGAGAAACAAA